ACGAGCUUGAUGUCGCUCCCCGGCGCCGAGGCUUGAAGGAAGGAGCGCUCCGUCAGGUCGCCCGCGCGCUCUGCACGCGCUCAGGAGCCUCUUUCUUUCUCUCUCUCUCUCUCUCUCUCUCGUCCCGGCCAAAGCUCCCGGGAGGGGCUGCGUUGAAAGGCACCGGGCGAGGGGCGGUAGCUGAAGCGGCCUCUCGAUGUAGGAUGUCUCCUCUUCGCCAAUGGCUCGGCGGCUCCCGGCGGGGAGGACGACGCGGCUGCCCUCCUGAGGCGCCCGCCCUGGAGACGAGGCGGCGGCGGCGGCAGCGGCAGCAGAGGCAGCGGCGGCAGCGGCGGGUUUCCUCCGGCAACUUCGCUCAGGUUUCCCCGGCGGCCGAGCGCCUGGUGGGCUCGUCGUCCUCCUUGGCCGGGCUUAUCCUGGAGCGCUGAGGCGGCGCUUCGCGGAUCCGCGGCCGGAGAAGCCCGGCUCCAGCCCGCCUUCCCCACCCCCCCGCCGCUUUUCCGUCCCCUCUGGACCGGCCCGUGGAUUUCGGAGCUUGUUGGGCAGCGCUGCGUCUCCCGUCGUCUUUGAAACAAAACGUCGGACGGCCCGGUGUUGCCAGUCGCUUCUCCGAGACUCCCUUAUUAUUAUUAUUAUUUUGGAUGCGGUUACUCUAUGCAGCCAAUAAAAACAAUGAUAAGAAUUUUGGCUUCCUGCUUUCGAUGGACAGUGUUGUCUGACAAAUAACACAUUGAAGGCAUUUCUUAUGACUCAUGUUUCUGGACCAACUUCCUCUUGCUCAUAACUUGGCAGAGCAUUGCGGAAAUCGGUGAAGAGGAAGCUGAAGGUGGAUUUUCAAAGGUUGAAUUAAGCCCUGGGCAAAAAUCAUUUUAAAAAAAGAAGCACAAACACCAUUAGAGCCACUGAAGAUCAAUUUUGUUAGAGAAUGGGUUUACAGAUUUAUCCAUGGAGCUUCUAUCGGUGACACAUCCUAGCACACCGACUGGCAGUUGCUUCGGAGAAAUGAUUAGAAGCCAUCAUUUUCAGAACAAAGAAAGUUGCCUUUAAAUCAAGAAAGGUGAGUGGUAACAUCUUCCAAGGCCUCUGAACAUCAAAGUGGAAGAGCCGGAAGACCAAAAGAGAGAAUCGCACGCACGUGCUCACAAAGACAAAGCUGUGGCCUGCCGUGUAUGGUUUUUCUUUUCCCCCCCCGCUCCUCUCCCCAAGCCAAGGAAAGACACAGAAGAGGGAUGGUUGCAAGAUGAACCCAGGAGCCUGGAGUUUACAAAGGUUUGCCUGAGAAAAGAACAGGAGGCCCUUCCUGGGCUUGUCUUCUUGUCUUUGAAGACUUGCCACGGUCCAACGGCACUGCAAUGGCUCGGUUUAAACCUUCAGCACAAUUCGCAAGGAAAAUAUUUGGAUUGCAACUUUUGGACAGUUUUUCCUGCUUUGAAGUAGUUUGUCAUGCUUUACCAGUGUGAACUCUGUUGACCCGCAUCCCCGCCCCCCAACCCUCUUUUCCCCUAUUACUUCAGGAUUUCCCCCCACCCCUGAAUCAAAUAGCAACUUGUGACACUUUGAAAUCUUGAAUCUACAGCGGCCCUUGGGCAGCUCUGCUUUCAUCUCCGAUGCAAGCCAAGCAGGAAACCUACAGGGGAGACCUCCCUUUGCUGUAAAUGAAGCCUGGUGACACUUUCCUGAAAUAGCAUUUCCAAGCCGCCCCCCUCUCCUGCUCCCCCUUUCAAAGGCCAUGGAUCCUGAACAAAGCAAGAGGAGCACAAAAAAGGGGGACGAGGCUCCAAGGAAGAGGCUGGUGAAAGGAGAAGCUUUUCAAAGCAGCGUCUCCUCCAUGACUCCCUAUCCAAGCAGCUCUGCUCUGCUGCCAGGCUCUCCCCUCCAUGAUGUUGCACCCCAGCAACGUUUUUCCAGGGAGGAGGCGACUCAGGAGAAGACGGGACAAGCUCAACCCAAGCAUUCAUCCUUCGAGCAUCCAUCCCACAUGGCCCAACUUCAACAGCACUCGUUGUCGCCAGCAUACAGGCCUCCCCGAAAGCAAGAGCACAUUCUUGAAGGCCCUACAUGGCAGCUUGUCGAUCCAGCAAGAUCAGUUCCUUCUGGCUCAUUUCCUUCUUCUGCGCUCCCUUCCAGUCACGGUCAGAUCUUACCAUCCUGCUCUUCGGUUUCUACGGAAGAGGACAAGACCCCUGUUCGAAAGGUCUACAUCCCUCGUAGCUUGCAGGUUUCUUUGAAACCAUCUGAAGAAGGACACAAGAAGGAAAAGAAGCCACAGAAGCCAGGCAAAUACAUUUGCCAGUACUGUAGCCGGCCUUGUGCCAAACCAAGCGUUCUCCAGAAACACAUCCGAUCCCACACAGGUGAGAGACCCUAUCCAUGUGUUCCCUGUGGCUUUUCCUUCAAAACCAAAAGCAACUUGUACAAGCACCGAAAAUCUCACGCCCAUCGCAUCAAAGCUGGAUUAUCGUCAGGGACUGCUACAGAAUUGUACCCUUCCAGCUUGGAGGUGGAGAAGAUGGGUGGGGAGGAAUUUGAAGAGCCUACAGAAGGAGAAAGCACAGAUUCUGAAGAGGAGACCAGAAGCACCCCAGGCCAUUUCUUGGAACUAUCAACCAGGCGAAAGCAAACCAUGUUGUACGGGGCAGGAAGCCAAGGUUCAAGCCAAGAAAGCUCUUCUUUCCCCCAUUCUAGCUUGUCGCAAUCCCUUGAUGACAGCAGCGCUUUUGUAGAGCCAUCACCAGACCUCGCCCAAAGUCAUAAAUCGGAAGAAACACACACUAUCAAACAAAAGCUCGCCCUCCGUCUAAGCGAGCGGAAGAAAGUUAUCGAGGAACAGGCUUUCCUUAGUCCCGGCAGUAAAGGAAGCACCGAAUCAGGCUACUUCUCAAGAUCAGAGAGUGCAGAGCAACAGAUCAGUCCACCAAAUACGAACGCGAAAUCAUAUGCAGAAAUCAUUUUUGGCAAAUGUGGAAGGAUAGGCCAGCGGACUGCUAUGUUGGCUGCAACCACUGCCCAAGAAUUUCCCCCGGUAUCGUCCGAAGAAAAGUUGAGUGCCGUUCCUUUGUCUGUGCCUCGGACGCAGGUUAUUGAACAUAUCACCAAGCUGAUCACGAUCAACGAGGCGGUUGUUGAUACUAGUGAAAUUGAUAGCGUUAAACCGAGAAGGAGUUCUUUGUCUAGACGGAGCAGUAUCGAAUCUCCGAAGCCUGGCUCUUACAGAGAAUCGUUUCAGCUGGACAUCAAACCUAGUUCCAGUAGCCAACCAGACCCAUCAAAGUCAUUGACAUCCCACGUCGAAAAAAUGAAGCCUGAACCAUCCUUGUUAGCGUUCCAACAAUCCCACAGUGCCACAGAGACAGUGCCUCUUCUAAGAAGCCAUUCUAUGCCUUCAGCUGUCUGCACUGUGAGUUCUUCUCACUCCUUUAGAGGUAGCUAUUCUUUCGAUGAUCACGUUGCUGAGUCAGAGGUCUUAAGCCGCAGUCCGAUGUCUUCCCACCCCCGGAUGCUAAAACGGCAGCCAGCUAUUGAGCUACCGUUGGGAAUGGAGUACAGCUCAGAAGAGGUUGGCACAACAAGCAAAGAAAGCUUUUCCAGACCUCAAGAAGAACACGAGACCAAGGAGAGUGAGUUGACCAAAAAGUCAAGGAAGGGCACCAAAGCAAAAGGGUUUAUGUACGAGUGCAACAUCUGUGGUGCUCGGUACAAGAAAAGAGAUAAUUACGAAGCCCACAAGAAGUACUAUUGUUCAGAACUUCAGAUCUCCAAACCUCAUCCUUCCAGUUCGUAUACUUUGUCCGAAAUGGAGAAAGGGUUGAUGGAAUCUGAUCCAGGGCCACAAGUGAUGCAUUACAAGCUGGGGACCAGUUUAGAACUGACUCCACUGAGGAAGAGGCGGAAAGAAAAGAGUCUUGGUGAUGAUGAAGAUCCACCAGCUUUUGAGUUGACUGAACCGUCCUUUUCUAGAAGUGGACCAGCCACUCAAUUUACUGGUUUGAAAUCCAGUGACGUGGCCUUGAACCUCACUUCCAAGUCUGGGAAGCCAGCAAUGGAUCCCACUCAAUCUGUGCCUCUUUCCGAUGUUAGUACAAGUUUUCAUCCUAGGACUGCAAACCCCCUGUUUAUUCCAGAAAGCAAAGAGAGAAGAACAACCUCAAAGGAGAUCUCGGUCAUCCAACAUACAAGUUCCUUUGAGAAGUCUGAUUCCAUAGAACAGCAGAGUAGCUUAGAAGGAGAAGAAAAGCUACUCUUGCCUUAUGCCUCCCAACCAGAGAUCCAGCUUGGCCGACCAACUCACUCUCUUCAACCAAAGCUUGUGCGUCAACCUAAUAUUCAAGUCCCUGAGAUUCUGGUCACUGAAGAACCUGAUCGGCCAGAAAUGGAACCAGAACCUCCACCAAAAGAGCCAGAAAAGAUGGAGACGUUUCAAUGGCCGCAGAGAAGCCAGUCUCUCUCCCAACUUCCUGCGGAGAAAUUGCCACCCAAAAAGAAGAGGCUACGGCUAGCAGAAAUGGCCCAGUCUUCUGGAGAAUCCAGCUUUGAGUCCAUCAGAAGCCCAAGUCAGGAAAGCAGUAUCUCCCACGCUUCUAGUCACUCAGCUUCCUUUGAGCGAGAGGAAACUGUUUCUCAGUCCUCUGAAUCCCAUGGUAAACCUCUUGGCCUUGGCCCCCACAUGUUGACAGUACCAAGUUCCCAUCUCCAACACCAUCACCAUCAUUCCCGAGAAAUGAGGAGGUCUGCUUCUGAACAGACGCCCAAUGUCUCACAUUCCUCUCCAAUGUCGGAGACUCGCAGCAAAUCCUUCGACUACGGCAGCUUGUCUUCGUCUCCUUCUACGUCCCAAACUCCAACCACAACAGCUGCUCCACCGGAGAGGAGAAAGUGCUUUUUGGUCCGUCAGGCCUCUCUCUCCAGGCAUCCAGAGCAUGAGCCAGACUCUGCCUCCAAAGGAGCAGCUGAGACAGAGGAAUCUGUGCAACCUUCAACUCAGUCUCCUGCUGCAAGCUUGCCCCCUCAACAGCUACCUUCCUCCUCCUCUUCCUCCUCUUUCUCUUCUCACAGAGGGUACCCAGAUCACAAGGAUCAGCCAAAAGACUGUCCUGAGUCCUCAUGUACAUAUCCCUACACUGAAGCUCUGCAAGUGGUCCAUCCGCCUGUCCCCCAUUUAACCCUCCAUGAAAAACAGUACAUGGGCCCACAAAUCUCUCUUUUACCAUUCCAGCACCUUUUGCCACCUCUGGAGCAUUCGGUUGAGCUUUUCUCCACUCAGACCAUGGCAGACAUCUUUUCCACUCAAUAUGCCAUCCCUCACGUCCCUCAUUCCUUAUUUCAGAGCGCGGCACUUCCUCUCCAAGACGCUUUGCUGCAUCCAGGCCAGUUACAUCUUGCCCCUCCGCUGCUGUCGCACCCAGCUGAUAUCGUCAUCAGGCAGAGCCCAUCAAUCUUGCCCUUGCAUUACCCAGGAUCCUCGCCUCUCCCUUCUGCGUUGUUUCUGCCUCUUCAGUCGCAGCUUGCUCUCCAGCUGCCAAGCGACAUCAGUGCCCACUUGCCCCAUCUCAAAUCCAGCCUCUCUCCUGAAAUCGGCAGCCGUACCUUCUCCCCGUCUAUAGAUUAUGGCACUGAGAGCCGACUGCAUAUUUUAACUCGGCCAAGCAGCCCUUCUGCCUCAAUCUCCAUUUCUCAGUUGGUGGUACCCGCCUGUUCAGAGCCUGUGGUAUCUCUGGUUGUCCCCGUUCGCAUUCAGGCGAACAUGCCAUCCUACGGCAGUGCAAUGUAUACCACUCUUUCCCAAAUCUUAGUCACUCAGACCCACUGUAGCGCCUCUUCAAUAUUACUGCCAAAAUUUGAGGACUAUCAGACCAAGGGUACACUGGUCUGCACGGCUGACGUUCACAGCGUCGGUCUUGAUUUGGCACAAAUGAUCACCGAGGAGCAGAAGACCUUGCUCCACAGUCCGUACCUGCGGCUGCCGUUUUCUCUAUCAGAAAGGAAAGGCUACUUUCCCCUGGGCCCCAUGUCUGAAAGUGACUUGGAUCUCGAAGGGAUCCCGUCAAAUGCCGGAGGAAGCAAGCGGAUGCUUUCCCCAGCUGGGAGUUUGGAGCUCACCAUGGAAACACAGCAGCAGAAACGGGUGAAGGAAGAAGAAGAAGAAGAAGAAGAGUUCUCCGAGACAGAAGAGAAGCUGGAAAUAGUGAUGACAUCCAAUGUAAUAGAGGAAAGGAAGAAACGCGAUCAAACCGCAGCCAAGGCAGAAACACUCCCUGAUAUAUUGUCUGAACAGUCGGAAUCCCCCAAAGGCCAGGCUGCCUUAAACCUGGUCUUGCCACAAUCUGAGCCCUCGGGCUUUGAAGUCCGAAAGGAAUGUGAGCAGCCAGUGGGAAAGAAGCCUGAGAGCAGCAAGCAUGCUCCGGAGAAAGUGAAGGAGGAGGAUUUGAAAGAACCAGCGGAAGCCUUGGUGGCAAGUCCUCCGAGCUCGGCACGUUCCUCCGAGGUUGCUCAAAGCUCCACGAAGUCUCAGGACAGUGCAGACGUUAAGAAGGUACUUCUGUUCCCCAGCCUCCACACAACUACUAAUGUCAGUUGGUGCUAUUUAAAUUACACAAAACCAAAUCACAGCCAGCAAGUUGACCACAGUUCCUCGGUGUAUGCCAGCUGGUGCAUUAGUCUGUAUAAUCCCAACCUCCCUGGUAUAUCUACUAAAGCUGCCCUCUCGCUCCUACGCUCCAAGCAAAAGGUGAGCAAAGAGACCUACACCAUGGCUACUGCUCCACGUCCAGAGACAGGGAGGCUUGUACCCUCAAGUUCCAGGAACCCCAAAAUGUCAGAGGUCCAUCUGCCCUCACUCCUUCCUAACGAAGGCCAGAAAGAUGCAAUGCAAGCCAUUAAGGAAAGGGAUAAAAGAGGAAAAACUGAAGAUGACAUUCCUGUAACCAAGCGAGGAGAACCAACCAGGAUCAAGAUCUUUGAAGGAGGGUACAAAUCAAACGAAGAGUAUGUGUAUGUGCGAGGCCGUGGACGAGGGAAGUAUGUAUGUGAGGAGUGUGGAAUUCGCUGCAAGAAACCCAGCAUGCUGAAGAAACACAUUCGCACGCACACAGACGUCAGGCCCUAUGUCUGCAAGUACUGUAACUUUGCUUUUAAAACCAAAGGGAAUCUGACUAAACAUAUGAAGUCAAAAGCCCACAGCAAAAAAUGUCAGGAGAUGGGUGUCUUGGCGUCUUCACCGGGGGAGCUGGAACCAGAGGAAGGAACCACUGAAGAUCUCUUCCAAGAUUCAGAAGGACAGGAGGGAUCUGAGUUACUCGAACACCAGUUUUCAGACUUGGAAGAGUCUGAUGACGAUGAUGACAAUGAGGAAGAAGAGGACGAGGAGGAAGAAGAGGAAGAGGAGGAAGAGGAAAACCAAGAGGAAUCACUCAGAAAGCCUUCUGAAACAAAGAACACUUCUCUUCCAGGGAACUCUUCAAGAAAUUCUUUCUCUUCCCAGGAGAAAGGCACCAAGACAACCUUGUCCACAGUGGAAUAUGUUCCCUCUGGCAAUGAAAGUACCGUUCGGUGUUCCCAGACUGCCUCCUUAGAGCCUGAAAUGAAAUGGUCAGCCGAUAGCUGUGAAGUUGCUGUGUGCCACAGCUUGUUAAGACUUCACCGACCAGCUCUGUCCUCCAGUGCGCUCUCAACGUCAGCUGAGAAGGAAUCUCUGAGAAGACCGCAGAUGCUCUUAGCAAUGGAUUUGUCCGUCUCCAAAGAUCUCACGCCUAGAAGGAAGUGUUCCCCGAACAAGGACUCUGGGCUUAGCAGCGAUGGAAACAACCGGUCCUUGGCUCGAAAGCAUCUGUUAACCAAAAAUGAAACUUCACCAAAAAAAUUGUCCUACACGGGAGAAAUGCCCUCCGGUCACCAAGCUCUGAGAGAGUCAUUUGUCCUCUGUAAUUCAUCACCAAGACUUGAGAUCUCACCAAGCAGAUACUUUCCUUCAAAGAGGGAGCUCUCAUCUCCCUUAUACCUUCCGCCAGCAAGGGGGGUUUCUCCGGUGAGAUGCGUCUCUCCAAACAGGGAAAUGUCAUCGUCUAGAUACUUAUCUCUGAAGAAAAUGCUGUCCCAGAGCUAUUCGGAACCACCUUCACGGUAUCCAUCCCCAGGAAGAGAGGAUAGGCCUUCUCAUAGCCAAGUGGCCGUAGAUGACAAAGUUCAAAACUUACGUAAAACUCCGCAUGGAAUAUCAUCUUCAGUGCCUCUACCUCACAGGUCCUUUGACAAAGAUACGGAGCUGCAUGAAGACCCUAAACUGAAGACAGAGUCCAGGAACCCAACGGCUUCACCAGGCAUCAUUCAACAUCUCUAUUUCAGACCUUUGCAGUCGCUCCACCAAGUACCCCUUCACGCUCCAGAUCGAGUGGAUGACCAUAUUUUUAGUCAUCUCCCUUUGCACUCCCAGCAAUUACCCAGGAGCCCUUGCCCGAUGAUCCCAAUUGGGGGCAUCCAGAUGGUCCAGGCGAGACCCAGCACCCAUCCCAGCUUGGGGCAUGGAUCAGUGAUGUCCCUGGAGGCCAGCUACUUUGAACUCAGCGGUAGCACUUCCGAAUUCAGCCCAAUGAAAGCCAGGGGCAAAGAAACUCCAAACAGACAUGAAGCUCCUCCUUUAUCAGCCACCUCGCCGCUUCACAGCGGCAUCCGCGUGGAAGAGAAAACAAGGACUAGCGAGCUUCGGCAAACACGUUCCAAGGAGGGAUACAGGGUAAAAAAGUGUAGUCCAGGAGAGCAGGAGAGCUGUACGGCCACCCCGAUGAGUUCCUGCUCAAAGGGAGAGUGUUCUCCAAAGCCUUUGGCUCAUGGGGAAGGACCCUUCACCAAGAAGGGGAAAAAAUACAGUGGCAGCUCGUGCACUACUUUCAAAUCCACCUGCGCUUUUAUUUCAAGCAUCCCCACACCGUCACUGGACCGAAGCAACAGCAUGGGCUGCUUGUUGGAACAUUCAUCAAGCCAGUCCUCUCACCAGCUCUCCACCAGGAGGAGGAACCUCUCGGGAGAGCCAGCCCCACAAGCAGGGGCCUAUAGGAGAAGAAGUCCAUCCUUAGAACCUGCUGCGGGCUUUGGCUUAACUCCAAACCGAGUGGAGAACAGUACAGGAAAUACUUAAGCCCUUGCUGUGUCCCGUCAACCACUUUUCAGACGUCAAAGCAACAGACCUUGGCCAGCGCUGUUGUGUCGGUUUUAGAAUAAUUGUCGCUAAAGGAAACAAAUUCUCCCUGGUGUAGAGAAAUCAUCCUCCCUCCCUCCCAUUUUACUUUCACAUUUACUUGUGCCUUUAUCAACAGCCCCCCCCCACUUUUUUUGUUGUGUGGUUGCUUGACAUGCACACACACGCGUACACACGCACACACACACACACACACACACACACACACACAUACAAAACUGAAGCUGCGAGUGUUUUACUACUCUUGAAAAGGAGUUCAUCCCCCAUGCCCUUCCCAUUUGCCAUUAUAACCACGUCUGUUCCCAACAGGCUCCGAUAAAUGCAGACAGGAAAGAGUCCAAAAUCUUUUUUUUCCGAAGGAUGCACUGAAAACUUCUAGGAAAAUCGACGCCUUUUCAGAGAUACAUAACUGAUUAGGAAAAGAAAAGAGAGGAGAAAAAAAAAAAAUCCGCUCCCCCUGUACAGAAGUUAUAAUCCCCACUCCCCAACCCCUAUUUAUUACAUGCUUUAUUUAAUAUGUGGUGAAGUGCUUGUUCUUUUAUAAUGGUUCUUUUUUUAUUUUUAUUUUUAUUAUUCUGAUUUGCAUUAUUCUGAUUGCCUGUAAAUGUGCUUUAAGGACAGCUGUGACUG
Molecule: messenger RNA, 9817 nt
Organism: Ahaetulla prasina
Lineage: Eukaryota; Metazoa; Chordata; Lepidosauria; Squamata; Colubridae
Gene: HIVEP3
Product: HIVEP zinc finger 3
Exons: 11
Coding region: 1730-9127 (2465 amino acids)
Biological process (GO): regulation of transcription by RNA polymerase II
Cellular component (GO): nucleus
Molecular function (GO): DNA-binding transcription factor activity, RNA polymerase II-specific; zinc ion binding; RNA polymerase II cis-regulatory region sequence-specific DNA binding
Source: RefSeq, a predicted model, not a curated record